ACUUCUUCUGUACCAUAGGUGGCUUCAGCCAGGAAGAACUGCUAAAAAUAUGGAAGGGCCUAUUCUACUGUAUGUGGAUGCAAGAUAAACCUCUGCUACAGGAAGAACUUGCAGACAAUAUCUCACAGCUUAUCCAUGUGAUUCAGAAUACAGAGGCUCGGCACCUGUUCAUUCAGACAUUCUGGCAAACAAUGAACCGUGAAUGGAAUGGGUUAGACAAUCUGCGUCUUGAUAAGUACUAUAUGCUAAUGCGUAAGAUUCUGAGGCAAUCCUUUGAAGUGCUGAAAAGAAAUGAAUGGGAUGAAAGUCUAAUUGAACUGUUCCUGCUGCUCCAAAUGAAAGAAGUUAUGGACCCAGACAGCAAUGCUCCCAUUGGGAUAAAGUUGCAUUUCAUUGAUAUCUAUCUGGAUGAACUGGCUAAAGUUGGUGCAAAGGAGCUCACAGCCGACCAGAAUCUCAAGUUCGUUGAACCUUUCUGCAAAAUUGCUGCCAAAUCAAAGGAUCGAUGUGUGCUGCAUGCCGUAGCCACUCGUAUCUUUGAGAUGAUUGUGGAUCAGUCUCCCUACGCCAUUGAGGACCUAAUGAAAGAACUGGGUAGCAACAAUGAUGAGGAAGAUGCGUCUGAAGAAGACAAACAGGAAAAUGAAGAGGUGCCUAAAACCAAAGCAGACAGACGUUUGUCAAGAAAAUCAGCACAGAACUCUGAAAAAGAAGAGGAUGUCUGUGAAAAUUCUGAUGAUAGUAUCGGGACUGUUCUUCAGUUUGAUUAUAAGGCCGUUGCUGACAAACUCUUUGAAUUGGCAAGCAAGAAAAAUACACCUUCCCUUAACAGAAAGCGUCUAUACAAGCUGGUCAAAAAGUUCCAGGACUUAGCAGAAGGAAUCUUCCCCCAAGAUUUUCCUGAAGAUGUUUCUACAGAUGAAGACGAUGAUGAAUUCAGCAGGGGAAAACGAAAGAAAAAAGCUGUCAAGCCUUGGGAGAAAAAUAAGUUAGAAAAAGUAGAAGAGGAUGAAGAGAUGUCAAGUGCAAAGGAGACAUCAGUUCCCCAGAAGAAGAGGAAAAAACGGAAGAAGAGGGACAGCCCAAAUGCUGAUUCUGGAACAGCUGAUGGAAAUUUUGAGGAGGGAGUAGCUGAAACAUCUGGAUCUAAUGUUUUUAGCCAGGGAAAGGUGCCAGAAAAUAACAAGGAAAGAAAGAAAAAGAAAUUGCUAGUGAAUGAGGCAAAUGAGACCACAAACGUAGCAAGUGACACCAGAGAAAGUCAUGGUAUCCCUGCGCAGAACAGUCCAACUGAUGCAGAACAGAGUAAACAGAGUCAGUUGAAGAAAAUGAAUCCAGAAGUGCAAAAUGUUCCUGUAAAACCAGCAUGUCAGAAUGGACCAGCAAAUGCCAGUGAGGCAGAGGAUGUCAGCCCAUCUGUCACACCUUUAACUCCUAAGGCUGUGAAAAAUAAACAGAAACGAGGGGCUGUCUUAGGGAAUGGGGACACCCUUUUUCAGCAAACUGACACGAAAUCCAACAAGGAGGGCUUGCUGAGGACCCUGUCAGGAGAUGCAGGCUCUGAAUCUGUGCCCUCCAGAAAGGUCAAAUUGAAGACAAAGACAAAGCUAGUUGGCUUGGAAGGGGUAAAAGUCUCCAGCCAGAAAGUAGCAACCUUAAAAAAGAAGAGAAAAGUAAAAGAGGUGCUAAACUCGGUCGAAGCCAAUGGGGUUCUGGAGGCUGCAUGCAAGAAAAGCAGGAAGGAGGAAAGCAGCACUGUUCUAUUACCAUUAAAGAAAAAGAAAGCAAAACCAGGAAAUGAUUUUGUAAAAUUUGAAAAAUCAACUUUACCAAAGCCAGUGUUCUUCAGGAAAGCCAGAAGCACCAUCUCUUCCCCCAGGGCAUCCAUGCAGCUGAACAAGCUGCAGUCGUCCAGCUCCAAAAAAGUCACGUUUGGCUUGAAUAAAAACAUGACUGCUGAGUUUAAAAAGACUGAUAAAAGUAUAUUAGUGAGCCCAGAAGGACCCUCCCGCGUGGCUUUCAAUCCUGAACAGAAACCCCGUCAUGGGGUGCUGAAGUCACCCGCAGGUACCCCAGCAGGAGAACCUCACGUGAAGAAACCACUUGCUAUGUCAGCUAAGAAAAGACCAACUGCUAUGGACUUAUUUUAAACCAAGAGAUGUGGCCUACUUUUGUACAGGACAUUUUGCUAACCUAGAAUGUUCUCUGGAGGUAUUUUGAACUUUUUUAUUUUUUUAAGUUAAUACAAAUUGUAUAUACAAAAUUCUGAUUGUGACCUGAGUCAUCACUAUUUUGACACCACUUCGGCUGUAUCUUGAAAUACUUGUUUUAUCUAUUUACAGAAAAGAAACAAAUUCC
Messenger RNA from Antrostomus carolinensis (chuck-will's-widow), 2358 nucleotides. RefSeq names its product ribosomal RNA processing 1B (gene RRP1B). The annotation marks the transcript as partial. The transcript has 15 exons. The record is from RefSeq and is a predicted model, not a curated record. Lineage: Eukaryota; Metazoa; Chordata; Aves; Caprimulgiformes; Caprimulgidae. Gene Ontology annotation, cellular component: nucleus; preribosome, small subunit precursor. Gene Ontology annotation, biological process: rRNA processing.